This is a messenger RNA of Truncatella angustata, 1779 nucleotides long. Its product is annotated as tripeptidyl-peptidase sed4. Gene Ontology annotation, molecular function: tripeptidyl-peptidase activity; serine-type endopeptidase activity. The transcript has 2 exons. Gene Ontology annotation, biological process: proteolysis. NCBI's taxonomy places the organism in Eukaryota, Fungi, Ascomycota, Sordariomycetes, Amphisphaeriales, Sporocadaceae. The record is from RefSeq and is a predicted model, not a curated record. Bases 1 to 1779 code for a protein of 592 amino acids.
AUGCAUAUCUUCUUAGCAGCACUAUACCUCGCCGCGCCUAUACUGGCAGCGGUGACUCGAGCUCAUGAGAUCGUUGUACACGAGACGGCAACUGUGCCUCAAGGAUGGCAGCUUGUGGGCGAUGCAGACGAGUCGGCAUAUCUAGAACUCUCAAUUGCCUUAACUCAGCCCUGGCUGGGAGAAUUGAAGAAACGGCUCGCAGAAACCAGCAACCCAGACCAUGCCAAUUUCGGUGCGCAUCUUGGCCGAAUCCAACUACAAAAAUACCAGAGGACCGACCAUCAGUCUACUUCAGCAGUGCUUGCUUGGUUGAGGCAGGCAGGUGUCCACGAGACCUAUCUUGACACAGCUUGGAUCCGCUUCAACGCGACUAUCCAGUCGAUCAACUCCUUACUGAACUGCGAAUUGAUGGAAUAUGAAACACCACGAGCUGCCCGGGUUUAUAGAGCGACGGAUUAUGGCCUGCCUAGUGAUUUGGUGCAGCACAUCCAAUUCAUUUACCCUGUAACUCAGUUCAUUGAGACUUCGCCAAGAGCUCAACCACCACAUCAUGAAGAUGUUGUUGAGGUAACUCGCAGACAAGCUUCCAUUCCUCAGGUAUGCUCCAGUUAUGUCACACCAGAUUGUUUGGUAGCUCUAUACAACAUCACGUACACUGCACCUGAUUCACUAUCAGGAAGUACGCUGGGCAUAGGUGGUUUCCUGGAGGAAUAUCCCAACCAAGGCCUUUUGCAAACUUUUCUUGGAAAGUACAGUCCUGAGCGAAACGCCUCCGGCUAUAGUGCCGAGUAUAACUUCACUGUAGCGUCCGUCAACGGCGGCAACGACACCAACACCGGUUCAGGUGGCGAGGCUAUACUCGACACCUUUUACAGCAUGGCGUUCACCCAGCCCCUGCCAGUCACGUACCUCUCCACUGGAGGUCGAGGACUGUACAUCGGUCCUGACGGUACGGACCAGAGCAACGCGACCUCAAACGGCUAUGAGCCCUGGCUCGAGUUCCUCGAGUAUCUGCUGGCGCUCGAUGAUGAGACACUUCCAAAGGUCUUGUCGCUGAGCUACACUGACGACGAGCAAGGCACACCGCGCGCAUAUGCUAUCAAAGUCUGCGAUUUGUUCAUGCAGCUUGCAGCGAGGGGUGUGUCGGUGCUAGCGGCCUCGGGCGAUAAUGGCGCCUCUGGCAUUGAAGGCGACUGCAUCGUCAACGCCGGGCCCAACAAAGGCCAGUCGCGCUUCCUCGCUGGAUUCCCCGCGUCGUGUCCAUAUGUCACCUCCGUUGGAGCUACGGGCCAGUAUAUACCAUGGGAACCGACGUCGUGGUCGAGCGGGGGGUUCUCGGAGUAUUUCGAGACGCCGGAGUGGCAGCUGACCGACACGGCAAACUACAUCACCGGGCUAAAUGGGACGCAUGAUGGAUGGUAUAACACAAGCGGCCGUGGCUUCCCGGAUGUGACACUGAUCGGCGUGCGAUAUGUACUCGACGGAACGUUUACCGCUAAAGGGACAAGUGCCUCCACGCCUGUCUGGGCCUCAAUGAUCACACUCAUAAACGAUGCACGCUUGAGAGCCGGCAAGCCAGUGUUGGGUUUUUUGAACCCGCUCUUGUACUCGGAAAAGGUUCGCGCCGCGCUCUGGGACAUAUCCUCUGGCAACAUUGGGGGCUGCUACCGUGGCAGCGAUGGUCACGUCGAAGUCGGAUGGAGUGCUACGCAAGGGUGGGAUCCUGCGUCUGGUCUAGGAACUCCCAACUUUGGAGCGUUGCUAGAAGUCCUGGGUUGA